Molecule: messenger RNA, 1240 nt
Organism: Trichoderma harzianum CBS 226.95
Lineage: Eukaryota; Fungi; Ascomycota; Sordariomycetes; Hypocreales; Hypocreaceae
Exons: 3
Coding region: 81-1208 (375 amino acids)
Biological process (GO): conversion of methionyl-tRNA to N-formyl-methionyl-tRNA; biosynthetic process
Cellular component (GO): mitochondrion
Molecular function (GO): methionyl-tRNA formyltransferase activity
Source: RefSeq, a predicted model, not a curated record
CGGAAACGUCCUAUUUUCAGCUGAAUGGUUCCUUUUCUCAUUAUAUUUCUGUCUGAGAUGAUAUUAUAGUAAUCAUCAUUAUGAUACGACCCUUUUCCUGCCUAAUCUCCGCCCCAAAGCUGAGAGUUUCCGUCGCUCAACAAAGAUGUUUCUCAUCUAAAAUCACAACAAGGGCUUCAGACCCGCUCCGAAUAUUGUUUUGUGGCUCAGAUGCAUUUAGCUGCGAAUCUUUACGCGCACUGCAUCAUGAGCAUGAAAGGAACGCACAGCUUAUCGAGUCUCUGGAUGUCAUGGUUUUGCCUCCGAGGCGAACUGGGCGAGGAUUUAAAGACAUUAGUGAGGUACCGUGUAAAUCUGUUGCAGAACAUUUGGGAUUAAGAAUACAUCAACGAGAGACGUUUAGAGGCUGGAAAACGCCGGAAGGAACUAACUUAAUUGUCGUUGUUUCAUUUGGAUUGUUUGUUCCACCACGGAUAUUGAACUCGGCAAAAUAUGGUGGACUAAAUGUACAUCCAUCAUUAUUACCGCAUCUACGUGGUCCAGCUCCAAUUCAUCAUGCCAUGAUGCGUGGCGAUAAGUACACUGGUGUAUCACUUCAAACGUUGGACCCCAAAGUCUUUGACCACGGCACCGUUCUCACCCAAACACCAUCUCCUGGCUUAGCGAUACCAGACAGUGCUACGCUCCAGAAUCUUACAGAAGCCCUUGCCAAGGUAGGUGCAGAGAUGCUCGUCCAGGGACUACGAGAUGGGCUGCAUGCGCCUCCAUAUACGGACGCAGGGUGGAUGGCCGAGCAACUCAAAGACGAGAAACUGGUUCACGCACCGAAAGUGGGCAAAGGAGAAUCUCAGAUCAGUUGGCCUGACUGGACUCCAUCCCAUUUUGAGCGUUUCGUCAACAUCUUCAGUACGGUGUGGACACAGGCAAGAAAUAAUAAAGGUAAAUUUAAGCGAGUACUUUUUUUGGACGUGGAGAGUGUCCCUGAGCAUGAAGUGACGGGAAGGGAUGAGGAAGUAGUGUUUCGGGUUGAAUCAGGAGAUGAAGGAAAGGAUAUACAGAGAGCUGUCAGAAUCGAUGAUGAACGUGAUGCAGUUUACGUACAGACGGCACAUGGGGGCUGGGUGCGUGUGAAGAGUGUCAAGGUUGAUGGGAAGACAACGCAGACGGCGAGGAUUGGGAUGAGGGAAUUCCUGAAGAAAAUGAAAUGAUUAUAUGACAUGCUACAAUACUAGAAUUUCCC